GGUGCCCUAAAAGGAGAGCACGCGCGAGGCGACCGGUUUUUCAACUUCAGACAGCCAUGACUGCGGCGGUCAGCGGGAGCGGGACUCUUCAACAUCUCAUUGCUGGCGGGAUCGGUGGUACAGUUGCAGCAGCUGCGACCAGCCCAUUGGAGGUCGUGAAAACUCGCCUUCAGUCGUCAGUUAUAGCCUUCCAGCCGACUGCGACUCCCGUUUUGGUAACAAAUUGCAACGCUGGUGCUCUGCAGGCCUCCACGGUAGCAAUGAGACCGGGCAACACGUUCCAGUGUAUGAGACACAUCUUUCAAACGGAGGGACCACGCUCCCUCUUCAAAGGCCUGACGCCCACGCUGAUGGGAGUCGCUCCAGCUCGGGCCAUCUACUUCGCGGCUUACAGCAAAGCAAAGCAGAAAUUCAACUCCGUGUUGAAAGCCGACUCACCUCUUGUUCAUCUCUGCUCGGCAGCUUGCGCCGGAGUAACUCAAGCAACAAUCACUAACCCCAUCUGGAUGGUGCGAACGAGACUACAAUUGGACGCUGCCAGGAUGGAGAAAUUCAAAUUUAGUGCUGUACAGUGCGUUAAAGACAUCUAUACUACAGAAGGCGUUCGAGGCUUUUAUAGAGGACUUAGUGCAUCAUACGCAGGCGUUAGUGAAACUGCCCUUUACUUCAUCAUUUAUGAACAUCUAAAAUCAGAGAUGAGAAAGUCGUCAUAUUCGGACAUCUCACAACAUAGCUUUCAAGUUAAAGAUCUGUUUAUGUUUAUGGGAGCGGCAGCAUGUUCAAAACUAACAGCAACUGCGCUUGCAUAUCCACAUGAAGUGAUAAGAACUCGACUUCGUCAGAAUGAAGGUGUCCAUCGACGGUACCACACGUUUUUUCAGUCAUUAUUGAGAGUAUGGCAGGAAGAAGGUGUUCGAGGUUUAUAUGGUGGACUGGGAACACACUUAAUUAGAGUCAUACCUAACUCGGCCAUAAUGUUUGCCACUUAUGAGAUGAUAGUGCGGUUGUGGAGUCCGUAGAUCCAAAUUUUAGUUAUUUUUGUGCAUAGAGUUGAACGAUCAUUGGAAAAUGAAACUAUGGCUUCAGUGA
Molecule: messenger RNA, 1089 nt
Organism: Corticium candelabrum
Lineage: Eukaryota; Metazoa; Porifera; Homoscleromorpha; Homosclerophorida; Plakinidae
Product: solute carrier family 25 member 36-A-like
Exons: 8
Coding region: 57-1019 (320 amino acids)
Biological process (GO): pyrimidine nucleotide import into mitochondrion
Cellular component (GO): mitochondrion
Molecular function (GO): pyrimidine nucleotide transmembrane transporter activity
Source: RefSeq, a predicted model, not a curated record